GUGGGAAAAGUGCAAAAGUAAUGCCUACUGGGUUGGUUCGUGACAACGGGAAAAUAAAGAAGAAGAAGGCCUUUUAGAAGAAGUAACCACGCGAACAUGUCUUAUUCAUCCGAGAGAAGAAAUGAAGAGGGUAAGAAUGGACCCCCGGCUGAACGAGAGCGGGAGUACGAUGGGCCAGCUGGAAUGGACCCGGACGGUGUCAUCGACAGCAACUGGAACGAGGUGAUUGAUCAUUUUGACGACAUGAACCUCAAGGAGGAGCUCCUCCGUGGAAUCUAUGCCUAUGGUUUUGAGAAGCCCUCAGCUAUCCAGCAGCGGGCUAUCAUGCCCUGCGUCAAGGGGUUCGAUGUGAUUGCCCAGGCGCAAUCGGGAACCGGCAAGACUGCCACAUUCUCCAUUGCGAUCCUCCAGCAGAUCGACACGAGCAUCCGGCAGUGCCAGGCUCUCAUCCUGGCACCAACACGUGAGCUUGCCAUGCAAAUCCAGAAGGUAAUCAUUGCAUUGGGUGACUACAUGAAGGCCCAAUGCCAUGCCUGCAUUGGCGGCACCAACGUCAAGGAGGACGUGCGCAAGCUGGAGCUGGGCUCGCACGUGAUCGUGGGCACUCCUGGGCGUGUGUUCGACAUGAUCAACCGCAAUGUGUUGCGCACCAACUCGAUCAAGCUCUUCGUCCUCGAUGAAGCUGACGAGAUGCUGUCACGUGGUUUCAAGGAUCAGAUUCACGAUGUUUUCCGUAUGCUGCCGCCCGAUGUGCAGGUUAUCCUGCUGUCGGCUACAAUGCCGGCUGAUGUGCUGGAGGUCAGCAAGUACUUCAUGCGCGACCCCGUGAGGAUUUUGGUGAAGAAGGAGGAACUCACGCUUGAGGGUAUCAAGCAGUUCUUUGUGUAUGUUGAGAAGGAGAAUUGGAAGAUCGGGACACUCUGUGACCUCUACGGCACUCUCUCAAUCACCCAGUCCGUGAUUUUCUGCAAUACUCGUCGCAAGGUGGAUUAUUUGACGGAGCAGAUGACUCAGAAGGAGUUUACGGUGUCUGCAAUGCACGGAGAUAUGGACCAGCGUGAACGGGAUGUUAUUAUGAAGCAAUUCCGUACGGGCUCAUCGCGUGUGUUGAUCACUACGGAUCUCCUGGCUCGUGGUAUUGAUGUGCAGCAGGUAUCCCUCGUCAUCAACUAUGAUUUGCCUACAAACCGCGACAACUACAUCCAUCGAAUUGGUCGUGGUGGACGUUUCGGCCGAAAAGGUGUUGCUAUCAAUUUCGUCACGGAGGAGGAUAAGAGAACCCUCAGAGACAUUGAACAAUUCUACAAUACAAAGAUCGAGGAGAUGCCCGUUAAUGUGGCUGAUUUGAUGUAAAAGAGGGGUUGUCGUUUGAAGAAAUUUUAAAGUAAAAAGAAAAAAAUUUUAAACACCAACAUAUUGCGCGAAUAAACCCGGGAAAAUGGUGUAAAUAUUUAAUGAAAAAAAAAAGAAAUGCAGAUUAAAUUACACAGAAAAAGGACAAGAGUGAGAAAGGCCGCUGAAGGUGAAUUCCUUAAAAAAAGAUGAUGAAAAAAACAUAUUUUAAUAGACUCUUUUUCUUGCUAAAAAAAACUAAAUAAAUGCGCAACUGGUUGUUGGUCAUUUAGAGACAGACACACAGAAUUAUAAAAAAAAUAAAAAGAAUAUUAAGUAAAAAAAUAAAUUUGAAAGAUGGAUUUUAAAUGGUUGGAAAAAAUAUAAAAAACUCACACAAAUUCUACAAAAAAAAACAUUCUAAUUAAAUGUAAUGAUGAAAGAGAAUUGAAAAAUAAAUUUAAAUAAAAAAAAAGAUUCAAAAAAAUCAAUUAAACCCAAAAUGAAUAAAAAAAAAAUAUAAAAAAUAUUAUAAAUUGAAAAAUGUAAAUUUGAUUUCUAUUUAAUUGCAUUACUUAUACGUUUUAUUUUUCUUAUAUUUUUUCCUAAAUAAAAUAUGAAAUAAACUAGCAUUUUUGUGUACCGUGAAAUAAAUAAAUAAAUAAAAAAUGAUUAUAAAAGAAUGAAAAAGUAUCUAAUAAAAAAUAAUGGAAUUUACUAUUUAGGCUCAACAA
This is a messenger RNA of Lutzomyia longipalpis, 2066 nucleotides long. Its product is annotated as eukaryotic initiation factor 4A-like. Gene Ontology annotation, molecular function: RNA binding; RNA helicase activity; ATP binding. NCBI's taxonomy places the organism in Eukaryota, Metazoa, Arthropoda, Insecta, Diptera, Psychodidae. Bases 97 to 1353 code for a protein of 418 amino acids. The record is from RefSeq and is a predicted model, not a curated record. The transcript has 5 exons.